Cylindrotheca closterium is the source of this 1299-nucleotide messenger RNA. NCBI's taxonomy places the organism in Eukaryota, Bacillariophyta, Bacillariophyceae, Bacillariales, Bacillariaceae. The record is from the annotation of a GenBank genome assembly.
AUGUCCGAACCCAAUAAGUGCUACCUUUGUGGAAAGCCUGGAAAGUUAGAAAAACUCUUUCGCAGCUGCAAGCAUGAACCUGCUUGCCACAGCUGCCUUCGCAAUUGUUAUGUCCUCCAAGCGACGCACGUUUGCAAGUAUCCACUAAAGUGCUUUCAUCCAGAAUGCAAGCUAGUGGUUCGUAACACUCAAAUUGAACGUUUUGUUAAAACUAAAGAGGAGCUACAAACCUACCACUAUCUGCAUACCAAAGCCAAAAUGCACAAGGUCCGACUCGGUGACAACUGGAAAGAGAUUAUCGAAAUCUUGGGGGAAGCACUCGGAAGCAUUGAGCUUUGCCGCUGCCCCAAGUGCAAAAUGCUGAUCACUAAGAGUGGUGGAUGCGAUCACAUGACAUGCGUCUGUGGGACCGAGUUCAAUUGGGAUGAUACCAGCAGAAGGAUUGAAGAAAAAUGCCAAGUCAUGGAAGCGCGAAAGGCUCAUCAUAAUCUCCGAUCAGUGGAAGCACCUUCUCUUUAUAAGGGAAAGAACGUCCCGUUUCUUGGAAUGGACGACGAGGACUUGUUUGCAGAUUGUGGUAGCUACUCAGGCGAUGAUGACGAAUCAUCGUCUACCGAUGUUUGCGCUGUGGACGAUACAGUCGUUGGUUCCUAUGAUGAAGCACUUGACCUUGACAGUGUCCCUUCGGAUCUACUAGACAGCUUCCCAUCACUUUGUUUAGAAGCAAAGGAGAAAUCUGCUGUUGUCUCAGCGGCAAGUGUCGAGGAGGUUUCAGUAGGAACCAAAACUGAAUGGGAACAAGAGUCCUUUGAAGUUCUAGAACUAGCCUCGAAUGCAUCAGAUGACAGUUGGACGCAUUUUGAGGAUGAGUCCGAAAGUAGAAGUACCGUGGCUAACGACUUUCAAACAUCCAGCCAAUCGACCUGGGAGGAGCUAUCCGAAGUCUCGUCGGUUGUCAGCUUCAAUUCGAAAACUGGGAUAUCCUUUCUGGCAGUCGCUCGAGCAGCACCACCCAACCAAGAAUCCAGCAACAGUUGGAAAGAAGUAUCCAAGGCGCCCAAACUGAAGUGUCCGUUGAAAACUAUCACCGAGCAUCGCGACAAUGGCUCUUCAUAUCAUGAUAGUGAUGCCGAUGGCCAAGAACACCAGGGCGAAAUGUUCGAUGCUGAUUUCAUGUUUGACGGCGCAAAAUGUGGUCGAGGUGGCAAAGGAAAGUUCAUGUUCAAACAUCAACCAAAGCGAAAGUAUCACAGAUAUGAUCAAAGGCAGAGAUCGAGUGCGAGAAUGAGACAAUAUUAA